Chaetomium strumarium is the source of this 1392-nucleotide messenger RNA. Its product is annotated as pyridoxal phosphate-dependent transferase. The coding region runs from base 1 to 1392 and encodes 463 amino acids. The record is from RefSeq and is a predicted model, not a curated record. NCBI's taxonomy places the organism in Eukaryota, Fungi, Ascomycota, Sordariomycetes, Sordariales, Chaetomiaceae. Gene Ontology annotation, biological process: biosynthetic process. Gene Ontology annotation, molecular function: pyridoxal phosphate binding. The transcript is spliced from 8 exons.
AUGUCGGACGUCUUUGCGAACCGCAAGUUCAGCAUCAACCGCAACACAGGCGUUCCGAGACCGGCACGCCGUUUCUCGGUCGGAGAGCCAGGGUUGAGCGAGGCCAGCAGCAAGGUCCACAGACAGUUCCGCGCUGCUCAUGAGGGCCAUCUCCCCCACGCUGGACUAGACGCUACCAGAGCCUCGACCGGCGUCGUCUGGUGCACGGAACAAGCAGCCGAGCAUGGCUUCCUCGAGGAGCCCGAAAAGUGGGCCAACCUAGGCCAGGGUGCUCCCGAGGUGGAUGACGAUAUCGAAGGCUGCUUCCCGCGGCCGCAGCACAUCGACAUCAGCACCGCCAGCCGUGAGUAUGGCCCUACGGCCGGCAUCAAGCCCCUGAGAGAGGCAGUUGCGCGUCUGUACAACGAGAUGCACCGCAAGGGCAAGCCCAGCCAGUACACCUGGGAGAACGUCGCCAUCGUCCCCGGCGGCCGUGCGGGCCUCAUCCGCAUCGCUGCUGUCUUGAACAAUGCUUAUGUCGGGUUCUUCAUUCCCGACUACACAGCAUACAACGAAAUGCUGUCUCUGUUCAAGAACUUCGCCGCCAUCCCCGUUCCUCUCUCAGAAGAAGACGGCUACCACAUCCACCCCGAGAAGAUUGCCGAGGAAAUCGCCCGUGGAACCAGCGUGAUUCUCACGUCCAAUCCCAGGAACCCCACAGGCCGUGUCGUCCAGAACCCGGAGCUGGCCGAGAUCCAGGACCUGUGCCGUGAGCGCGCCACGCUCGUGAGCGACGAAUUUUACUCAGGCUACAACUACACCAGCGGCUGCGACGGCUCGACCAUCAGCGCUGCUGAAAACGUGAUCGACGUCGACGAGGACGACGUGCUGAUCAUCGACGGCCUCACCAAGCGCUUCCGCCUGCCCGGCUGGCGCGUGGCAUGGAUCCUGGGCCCGAAGGAGUUCAUCAAGGCCAUCGGCUCGUGCGGCUCCUACCUCGACGGCGGCACCAACGUUCCCUUCCAGGAGGCGGCCAUCCCGAUGCUGGAGCCGUCGCUGGUGAAGCAGGAGAUGGCGGCGCUGCAGCGCCACUUCCGCGAGAAGCGCGACUACGUGGUCAAGCGCCUGCGCGACAUGGGCUUCACCAUCCGCCACGUGCCCGACUCGACCUUCUACCUGUGGCUCAACCUCGAGGGCCUGCCGGGCCCCAUCUCGGACGGGCUCAACUUCUUCCAGGCCUGCCUGGCCGAGAAGGUCAUUGUUGUCCCCGGCAUCUUCUUCGACCUGAACCCGUCGAGGAGAAGGGAUCUGUUUGACAGCCCCUGCCACCACUUUGUGCGCUUCUCGUAUGGGCCCCGGAUGGAGGUGCUCAAGAUGGGGUGUGAUGGGAUUGAGAGGGUUAUUAACAAGUAA